Molecule: messenger RNA, 372 nt
Organism: Varanus komodoensis (Komodo dragon)
Lineage: Eukaryota; Metazoa; Chordata; Lepidosauria; Squamata; Varanidae
Gene: MLN
Product: motilin
Exons: 5
Coding region: 25-363 (112 amino acids)
Cellular component (GO): extracellular region
Molecular function (GO): motilin receptor binding; hormone activity
Source: RefSeq, a predicted model, not a curated record
ACAAGAGACAGCACAUUUUCCAGGAUGGUUCCAAGAAAAGUGAUGGCCACCUUUCUGCUUCUGUACAUGGCAGCCAUGCUGGCUAAACAGAGUGAAGGGUACAUUGCCUUCUACAGUCGUGAGGACUUCAGAAGAAUGCAGGAGAAAGAGAAGAACCAAGCACAGAAAAAAUCCUUGACUUUGGAGGAGCAAUCAGACACAAGAGAUUUUCCUGACUUUUCCGAUGAUGAAGGACAGGUCAUCAAGCUGAUUGUUCCUGUAGAAAUCGGAAUACAUCUAAACCCCAGACAGCUGGGAAAAUACCAAGAUGUCCUGGAGGAAUUCCUAACAGAGAUGUUACCAGAUGCUCAGAAAGCCAAUUGAUGUUCUAAU